This is a messenger RNA of Prorocentrum cordatum, 1281 nucleotides long. The record is from the annotation of a GenBank genome assembly. Lineage: Eukaryota; Dinophyceae; Prorocentrales; Prorocentraceae.
AUGGGGUUUGGACGUGCGGGCGUCGUGGCGGCGCUGGCGAGCUCCGCGGUUUCUCUCGCGGUGCACAAUGACCAGGCUGGCACAGCCAGCGGGGCCACGCGGGGGAAUGAGACCAGGUCGACGCAGUUCAUCAAAGCCACCAUGGUGUUUGGACUGAACUGUGGCUACGCAACCCUGGCUGACGUGAACUUUCUGUCGUCGGGCGGAGCCAGCAUCGACAUCAAGCUGGCCAACUACCAGGACGACCAUCGCGGCUCGGCAUGGGGAGCCUGCACCCUGGUGGGCGGCAACUCGAAUUGCUGGUGGGAGGGCUACGGGUCGGUGGCCCCAGUGUACACGGUGCACGACCCCCUGACCUCCAGAGACGCAAGGUUCAUGGACUGCGUUGGCCCCGAGCCCUCGCCCAUGGAGAUUCGGACCCUCACGGUGCAAGGGCAGCAGCACCCUUGUCAGUGCACUGGCGGCUACUACAAGGGAUACCCGUGCCAGGCUUCCAAUGCUGCGGGUAACCAGUGCCAUUGGUUCAUCUUUGAAGUGGAGGGGGGUGACACCGUGGCGAGCGUCGACGUGACCGCGAACGGUUGCGGCUACAACUCGGGGCUGAACUACGCGGAGUUCACCCCGUGCUCGUCAGCAGACCGUGCUACGUGCACCGACGAGGUCAUCGCGACGGUGACGAGAGCAGACUGCUCAUCCGCUCCCGCGCCCGCCCCCGUCACUGCCCCCGCCGGGAGUGCGGGCGGGGCGGGCGGGGGCGCUGCUGCCGUCGGCGACCCCCACCUGCAGAACGUCCACGGUGAGCGGUUCGACCUGAUGAGGGAGGGCCAGCACGUUCUGAUCAACAUCCCCCGUGGAGCGAGCGCCCCGAAGGCCCUGCUCCGCGUGCAGGCCAGCGCGCGUCGCCUGGAUGGGCGCUGCGCGGACAUCUACUUCCAGGAGCUGAACGUCACAGGGUCCUGGGCAGAGGCGAAACAGACUGGGGGUUAUCGUUACAGCGCAUCGCAGGCAGACAGCGAGACUCCAGAAUGGGUUGCCUUUGGCAACGUUGACCUGAAAGUCGUCCAUGGACUCACGGACAGCGGCGUUCGCUACUUGAACGUGUACGCGAAGCAUUUGGGCCGAUCAGGGUUUGUCGUGGGCGGCUUACUGGGAGAAGACGACCACGCCGACGUCAUCACUCCCCCGGAGGCGUGUGCAAAGCAUUUGGCUCUGGUGGACAACCUGGAAGGAGACUUCAGGGCCCCCGCUGUGCGGUCAGAGGCAGUCGCGAGCCUCGCGUGA